ACGCCUCGCUGGAAUAAACACUAAAAUCUUUCUUGCUCCCGGCCAGAAACACGUAACACAUAUUAAACCCAACUUUUUAGAAUAUUCGUCCCUCUUUCUGUGUGCUUCGCUGAAUAGCCAUGUUUGUUGUGACAUUUUGCUGUCAUGCUGCAUCUAUACUGCAAGAUUCAGCGCUGUACAAUGGAUCCGCUCACGGUAGAACGGAAUAAUAUUUAAACUGCGAAUUUGUCGCACUUGAAAUAUCGAUACAGUAUAAGUAAUUGUGCAAUCAACAAUACAAAAGCAUUAAAUUGUGUUGAAAAUGAGACUUUGUCAUUUUAUAAAUUAGAAUACUGGCAAGAAAAAUGUCAAGUCAGCAAGAUUGAACCGUUUCCAUGCGGUUAUGAACCGGUUCGGUUUUUAGCAGCAGCAGCACACAAGAUUGAACUGAACGGUUGCGUGGAGAAGCAAACCAGUAUUUUUUCAUAUUGUUUCCGAAUUUAACAGCAAAUGGUGAUGGCGGAGAUGGAAAAGGAUUGUAAGCAAAUCGAAAUAGCCGUUCAACGCCACCGGAAAAUGUUACAUUACGUGACGAAGAAAUGUUUGCCUUUGCUGGAAUCGAAGCUAAAGGAGGCGGACGAUAAGUCUAUGUCGUGGAAGGACCGAGCGCUGAAAGCUGAAGGAAAAAUUGCCUUGCUGGAGCGUCAGCUGGAAGAAAAAACCACCCAGGCUAAUCAUUUCAAAAAAUUGCAUGAAGGGCAAUAUCAAAUGAUGAUCAAAAUCGGUUCCGUGAUGGGUGAAAUCGUGUGGAAAUCGUUCAAAAGCCAUUCGAAUGUGAAAAUGUUAAUACAAGCCCAGGAAACAAUGGGAAAGUAUUGUGCCUUAACGAAAGGCAUCGUUGAUUCGUUUAUGCAGGCCUAUGGCAACAAUUUACCUCCGGUACAAUCUAUGGAGCACGUAUUUGUGAUAUCGGUGCUUGGGGCUAUAACGAAUUUAGCUGCAUUUGCCGAGGGUAGAGCAUUUCUGGCUCAGCAAGAAGAGGUGGUGCAGCUCAUGCAAAAGAUAGUACUGGAUCAGGAACGAUGGACUUUUCCGCAAUUUCGUAUCAUGAAGCGAAUGGUUCUUACCUUCGCGUACAACAUGUCGCUGGAGGAUCCGGUCGCUUAUUUCAUGUUGAGCGAGGAAAAGCUUGUCAGUUGCGUUCUACGCUGCUUGAGCCUGAAUGAUCCUACGGACGUGGUAGCCGUUGCUGUGGCAAUUAUCUAUCGACUACUCAGUACAUCCCUUCAGGCAGGGAUCCCGUCAGCAUUGCCAGAAAAGCUUUUUCCUUUCAGAUUCCAUGGGCAAUGAUAAAAACUAUGAAGAAUUCGUCCGACAAACAACUGGGAGAAAUAGCUACGAGUUUGUUAAAUGUAAUGGAGAUCUCGGAUGCUCCUGGAUUUUAAUAUUUCAUCAACUCCCAGUCUUUGAUAAUUGAAUGAAAUACAAAUAACAGUAUAUACUUGUAAAA
Molecule: messenger RNA, 1489 nt
Organism: Anopheles funestus (African malaria mosquito)
Lineage: Eukaryota; Metazoa; Arthropoda; Insecta; Diptera; Culicidae
Exons: 4
Coding region: 490-1329 (279 amino acids)
Cellular component (GO): cytosol
Source: RefSeq, a predicted model, not a curated record